AUGCAAACGACACAGAGGAGGAAAACGGCACUGUUCCCUGCGCGCUGGCCCACUGUCUUCAGACUUUGUUCGGUCAAGCUACCCGCCCUGCCUUCGCGAUCGAGGGUGUUGAGCGCCCCUGAUCAACAUGUACAACAAGCGCCUCCAUCACCUCUGCGUGAUGGAGGAGACAAAAACUCUACUAUCCUGGUGAAUUACUCUGCCGCGAGCCCGUUGUCUCAGCUCAAGAUGUACAGCUUCAUGGGAGGGGGCCUUUUCUGUGCCGUAGUGGGGAACAUCCUUUUGGUGGUGUGCACGGCCACCGACUACUGGAUGCAAUAUAGACUGUCGGGCAACUACGCUCACCAGGGACUAUGGAGGUACUGCAUGGCCAACAAGUGCUACAUGCAGACGGACAGCAUAGCGUACUGGAACGCCACCAGGGCCUUCAUGAUCCUCUCUGGGAUGACAUGCUUUGCCGGGAUCAUCGCUGGCAUCAUGUCUUUCUCUCACUUCUCUUCUUUCGAGAGAUUCAACCGCUCCUUUGCUGCAGGAAUCAUGUUUUUUGUCUCUACUUUCUUUGUUCUGCUGGGAAUGGCGAUCUACACUGGAGUGACGGUGAAUUUCCUGGGAAGACGUUUUGGUGACUGGCGCUUCUCCUGGUCGUACAUAUUGGGCUGGGUGGCCAUGCUCAUGAACUUCUUUGCAGGCAAGAACUAA
Knipowitschia caucasica is the source of this 699-nucleotide messenger RNA. The record is from the annotation of a GenBank genome assembly. Lineage: Eukaryota; Metazoa; Chordata; Actinopteri; Gobiiformes; Gobiidae.